AUGUAUGCGGCGUCCGCGGCAAUCACCGAUCCCGCAUCUCCCGCGAUCGCCUCUUUCACUGCUGCCUCCCGGCUCCGAACCGACUCUCGCUUGCCUUCGUCCCUCGCACUUAUCGUUGAGAUCGCAUUGUCGGUUGCCGUCGCUGCACGAGCACCGCACGCCGAUAUGUCCAAGCCAGCUAUUGUCCCAGACACAACCGUCGCGGGUAUAGCGGUCGAUCCGCGCACACUCGACCGUGUUAUUCCCGAGUCGCGCAGGCCAGACGGCUCGGUCCGCAAACAAAUUAAGAUACGUCCUGGAUUCACGCCCCAGGAGGAUGUUCGCCGCUUCCGCGGCUCGCGUCAGCAACAAUUGGACACGCACGCACUCCCUAAGGGGCACAUCAUCGGCUGGACACCACCCCCUACCUCAUCUGCGCCGAAGCCAGGCGCUGCCCCCUCCACCGCCCAAAGCAAGGCAGCGAAGAAGAAUGAGAAGCGGAAGGAGAAGCGAAAAGAGAAGCGCGAGACGGAGCCGGUGAAAGACAGCUGGGAGGAUGAGGAUGAGGAGUUGCCCGGCACAGGCGCGCAGGAUGGCAGCCACUCCGCUGAUAAACCGAACUUGGCUAUGGCCCCCGAGACAAAGAAGAGUGCAGCAGUGAAGGAGAGGGUAGAGAAGGGAACGACGUCCCCUACCACGGAGGGAGACGACCAGUUGGCAGAGAAGCUGGAGAAACUGGAGGUGUAA
Messenger RNA from Rhodofomes roseus, 726 nucleotides. RefSeq lists its product as uncharacterized. Gene Ontology annotation, cellular component: exon-exon junction complex; cytoplasm. Gene Ontology annotation, molecular function: RNA binding. Bases 1 to 726 code for a protein of 241 amino acids. The transcript has 2 exons. Gene Ontology annotation, biological process: exon-exon junction complex disassembly. NCBI's taxonomy places the organism in Eukaryota, Fungi, Basidiomycota, Agaricomycetes, Polyporales, Fomitopsidaceae. The record is from RefSeq and is a predicted model, not a curated record.